Molecule: messenger RNA, 888 nt
Organism: Cricetulus griseus (Chinese hamster)
Lineage: Eukaryota; Metazoa; Chordata; Mammalia; Rodentia; Cricetidae
Source: RefSeq, a predicted model, not a curated record
AUGGCAGUCAUAGUCGCUCUCCACCUCCUCCUGUUCUGGUGCGGGUGCCCCCGGGCUGCUGCAGACAGCAUCCAGAUCAUCUAUGCAAUCUCAGGGGAGUCAGCCGAGCUGCCGUGUCCUUCACCACCCUCGCUACUUGGGGGCCAGCUCCUAUCCUGGUUCCGCAGCCCGGCAGGAGGCUCCUCCACCAUCUUGGUGGCCCAGAUCCAAGUAGACAGGCCAGUCUCAGAUCUGGGGAAACCUGAGAAUGAUUCCAGGUUCAAAGUCCUCGGGAACUAUUCCUUAUUGCUGGAGGGGCCCAGGGAUGAAGAUGCCGGGCGGUACUGGUGCACUGUGAUGGAUCAGAACCGUAAAUACCAGAACUGGAGGGUGUAUGAUGUCUCGGUGCUCAAAGGAUCUCAAUUCUCUGUGAAGUCUCCAGAUGGCCCCUCGUGCUCUGCCCUCCUGUGCUCUGUGGUCCCUGCCAGGCGUCUGGACUCUGUGACCUGGCUAGAGGGGAGGAACCCUGUGCGAGGACAUGCUCAGUACUUCUGGGGAGAGGGCGCUGCCCUGCUAUUGGUGUGCCCUGCAGAGGGGCUUCCCGAGACCAGGGGCCGUAGACCAAGGAACAUCCGCUGUCUUAUGCCUCAGAACAAAAGAUUCAGCUUUAGCCUGGCAGCAGCUCCCACAGAACCAUCUCCCACCACCUGUGCCCCUGUCCAGAGCUGGGAUGUGCCCCGGGUACUGAUUCUGUUGUUCACAGCGGGCCAAGGGGUCACCAUCAUCGUCCUCAGCAUUGUGCUCUGCAGGCGGAGGGCCCAGGCGUCUCGGGACAGAGAGCCCUCAAUUCCUCACUUCAAACCUGAAGUCCAGGUCUAUGAGAACAUCCACUUGGCCCGCCUUGGGUAA